GCAAGAGUGUACAGAAACAGUUAGUGACACCUUGGUAUAGAGUCAGCUGAGAGAGCUGCUAGCUUCAGCAGGCAAGUGCCAUUAUGAUGAAUGUUUACAGCACUUUUUUGAGAGCCAAUUAUCUGCUUCUGUGUGAGUCAUGGAGAUCAUUUAGGCUGGUAGCAUGCACAAAGCAACAGCGGAGCUUUCUCAUUUUCACAAAGACUGUGGAACAUGUGAAAGAAUGAAAUGCUUUAUCACAGGCAGGUUGCUGCCUUUUUGAUGACAUCUAAAAAGAGUUGAAUGCAAACCACAGGUUUAAAGAUAUUCAUAGAAGCACAUUUUAGAGGCAUUUCAAGAAAAAGAACUGAAACGAGCUUGACCUUUCAAGACACGCACAUCAAUAAUGAUCCAUUGAAUAAACAGUAUAAACUAACCUCAGUUUUAAAAAAGGGAUGUUGCUGAUAAGAUAACCAUCUGAAAACUUUUUGCAGAUUUAGAGGAAAGAAAAGACCAAGGUCUACAUAAAUCAGAUUUUGGAAUAAUAGGAUCUGAAUCAUGAGCAGUAUUAUAUUAUCAUACGCUUUCAAAAAAGGAGCUAUACUAAUUAAGUGACCACGUUAGAUUCCAAAGAAAGAUAUCUUGCUUCAAGAGCAUCUGUCCCGUUGUUCAGAAGAGCAUAUUCCUCUCUCAGAAUGUUUUAAAUCACUGAAAAAGAAUUCAGGAUUUCAAGAAUUCAAAAUUUCCUUAUUCACUUGGAAACAUAAUUCUUUCCUACACUAGGAGCUUAUAAGUGCUGAGGUAUGGAAGAGACCAAUCAGAAAUGCAUUAACAGAUGGCUUCUGAGGACCGCUGUUUCUAAAAAAUGAGGAAAAAGGAAGAGUCUCUGGAUUGAAAUUAACUUUGGGCCUUUGAAGAACUUUUUACUUAAAACUAAAUACAGCAUAUUGCCAUUUAUGCGCUUCCAUUUUCUCAGUGGUCUUCAAGAUCAACACUACUUCACCAUGAGGAUAAUGUGGAAGUACCUGGAUAAAAUGAGGUGUUUUCGUAAGCGUUCAACAAUACCUUUUCUUGGAAUCCUUAUUACUUGUCUUCUUUUUGUGAACCUUUAUAUAGAAGAUGGAUAUGUUUUGGAAGAAGAUAAAAGAAUGAUGCGUGAAACAUCGACCCAUCAACUGAAUUCAGAAAGAUAUGUUCACACAUUUAAAGAUUUAUCAAAUUUCUCAGGAACAAUAAAUGUUACCUAUCGUUACCUUGCUGGGUCACCUUUACCGAGAAAAAAGUUUCUUACAAUAGGACUCUCAUCUGUCAAAAGAAAAAGGGGGAACUAUCUACUAGAAACAAUCAAAUCUAUUUUUGACCAGUCGAGCUACGAGGAACUCCAGGAGAUUGUUGUUGUUGUUCAUCUGGCAGAUUUUGACUUAAACUGGUGUGAAACUUUAGUUCAGGAUAUCACAAGGAAAUUUGCUCACCAUAUUAUAGCAGGCAGACUUCUUGUUAUCCAUGCUCCAGAAGAAUAUUAUCCAGUACUAGAUGGUCUUAAAAGAAAUUACAAUGACCCAGAGGAUCGUGUUAGAUUUAGAUCCAAGCAAAAUGUUGAUUAUGCUUUCCUGUUGAACUUCUGCACCAACCUCUCUGAUUACUAUAUGAUGCUUGAGGAUGAUGUCCGUUGCUCUAGAAACUUUUUGACUGCAAUGAAAAAGGUAAUUACCUCAAGGGAGGGCUCCUACUGGGUAACACUGGAGUUUUCUAAGCUAGGAUACAUUGGGAAGCUUUAUCACUCUAAUGAUCUCCCUCGACUGGCUCACUUCCUAUUAAUGUUUUAUCAAGAGAUGCCUUGCGAUUGGUUGCUUAUCCAUUUUCGAGGUCUUCUUGCACAAAAAGAUGUUAUACGCUUUAAACCAUCUCUAUUUCAGCAUAUGGGAUACUAUUCUUCAUAUAAGGGAGCUGAAAACAAACUGAAGGAUGAUGACUUUGAAGAAGAUUCGCUUGAUAUUCCUGAUAAUCCUCCAGCCGGUUUAUAUACAAAUAUUAAUGUCUUUGAAAACUAUGAUGCAAGCAAAGCCUACAGCAGUGUGGAUGAGUACUUCUGGGGAAAAUCACCUUCUGCUGGUGACUUUUUUAUAAUUGUGUUUGAUAAAUCAACAAGGAUAAGCAAGAUUAAAAUUACCACAGGAACAGAUGAUCGUCAAAAUGAUAUUUUGCACCAUGGAGCCUUAGAAGUUGGAGAGAAAGUAAUUGGAACCAAAAAAGGCAAGCAAUGUUCUACCUACAUCACACUUGGGGAAUUUAAAAAUGGAAACUUUGAAGUUUAUGAUGUUGAACAUAAAAUUACAUUUCCUAUUGAAUGUGUGAGAAUUGUUGUUACAGCCAGUCAAAAAGAGUGGCUUAUUAUAAGGAGUAUAAGUCUGUGGACUACACAGUCUUCUAAUCAAUAGGACAACAGUGACUUAAUUACUCCAUUUCACAAAGGCAAUAUAUAUGAACUGUUUAUAGCUAUCUCUAUUUUCCCCUCUGGAUAGUCUCAGACAUUGUUUAGUGCUUCAUAUUGAAUAUACGACAAUUACUGAAAAACACAUUUAUCAAUGGUUUCCAACAUCGACUGCAUUAUUUAUUAAUUCUCAAGGUAAAAAGAUGUACAUUUGGAGAAUACUUCAUGAGAGAUAAGAAUAUGUCUGUUGAAACAACAAAAAGAAAUAAAUAAAACAGGGGCAGUGGCA
Messenger RNA from Polypterus senegalus (gray bichir), 2699 nucleotides. It is a transcript of the gene mgat4c, whose product is annotated as mgat4 family member C. Lineage: Eukaryota; Metazoa; Chordata; Cladistia; Polypteriformes; Polypteridae. Gene Ontology annotation, molecular function: acetylglucosaminyltransferase activity. Gene Ontology annotation, biological process: protein N-linked glycosylation. The record is from RefSeq and is a predicted model, not a curated record. The transcript has 13 exons. The coding region runs from base 936 to 2417 and encodes 493 amino acids.